ACUACACACCGCUAGAUGUCGAACAGAAAAGAUCACGGGCUGAAGGAUCACGGUCUGUCGGAUGACGCCGUGGAAGCCGGCCAUGACUUCAUACACGAUGCAGAGGUAGAGGAGGAGAGGAGACACAGCGGAGACCCAAACACGAUGCCGUCGAUGGCUUCGCAGCAGAAGAAAGGCGUAAAUCUGGAAGGGAUGCAGCCGAGCAACCCGAUAGGACAGGACAAAGCUGGUAAAAAGGCGUGA
Messenger RNA from Colletotrichum phormii, 243 nucleotides. RefSeq lists its product as uncharacterized. The record is from RefSeq and is a predicted model, not a curated record. The transcript is spliced from 2 exons. Bases 16 to 243 code for a protein of 75 amino acids. Lineage: Eukaryota; Fungi; Ascomycota; Sordariomycetes; Glomerellales; Glomerellaceae.